UUCGCUCCUCUAUUCAGUCAUCACUCUCUCCUCCUCUCCUCCUCUGCUUCUUUCGUCUCCUAUCCUCAACUCUUCAAAGCCUCAAACCCAAAACCACCACUCUCUCUCUCUCUCUCUCUCUCUCUCUCUCUCUCUCUCUCCUGCUUCCAUGGACGUUCGCUUUUCUGCGAAGCCUCAAAUUCUGACGCUCAUCUCGUGCACGCCGCUCUCCUCCUCCUCCUCCGCUUCGCCGUCGCGUUCCAGUCUCCGAUCAAUCCGAAGAGAAUUUCUCGGCUGCGGCCACAAUCUCCGGCCUCCAGGCUCGCUUCGCUCUCGCGGAAGACAGAGGAAGCCGUGGUCUCACUCUCGCUCCUCGCGCUUCCUCUUCAGAGCUUCUCUCGGUUCGCAUCCGGUCCUCGUCGUAGUCGCCGUCGUCACCGUCUCCGCUGCUUCUGUCGUCUACUGGAAUUUCUUCAAGUCGAAGAAGAAUGCCAGAGAGGUGCCUGGACCUGCAAAUUUUGCGUUACCUCAAAUGGGAGGGAAUGUUAUGAACCAUGUCAUCCAGAGUCAGAUGCUUGAUUUCGGAGAUGUUCGCGAAAUGGAAGUACAGCAAUUGUUGAAGGAUGAGAACAGAGAGAAUAGCCACGCUUCCGUCGAGAAACAGGCUCCACUGCAGUUUCACAAUGCUACAGUGAUGAACCAAGAGACUCUUGUCACCAGCGCAUUACAGUCAUCUGGUUCUGGUGUGCUCGUUUCCGGUGCCAGUAAUUCGACAUUUCUAAACGAGUCUAGUGUUUUGGACCAGUCUCUUUCGCCUCUGCUUUCUGAAUCAGCUAUAUUGGAACCUCUGAAUUUACCGGAAAGUUUGAACGGAUUUCAACUGGACAAGUUGCGAGAGGAAAUUGAGUCCAGCGAAUCUCUGUUUGGCAGCGCUUCUGUUCAAGACAACGGUUCGGUCCAUUUGCAAGAGGAAAUCGUGUCUAAAUUCAAGGUGAAUGGUCAUUCAGUUGCCGAAUUGCAUGAAGAUGAAACGGAUAAGAGACGGCUUGGUGAAGAAGGAGAAAUGACAAGCUAUAAUUUCUUGCUUGGUGAAUCGGUAAGAAAAGAACUUCACAUGUUUUAUGACGAAAACAAGUCAGACGAGAAAGGUAUAGGAAAAAUCAAUGGUCAUAACUCAUUAUCUCCCAAUGCCUCUGCUCCGAAUAGCAAGACGGUUUCUGCAUCAUUGAGGGACACCAUUGUGAAAGGCGGAGAAGCAACCGCCCUGUUUCCACCCCUUAAAGCAGAUAAUCAUGAAUCAAAAAUACCUUUUUCAAGUCAUAAAGAAGGCACUCUUCGUAGUGGAAAAAACUCAGGACAGGGCAGAGGAUAUUCAAGAGACCUAAUAAAAGGAAAUUUGGCUCAGAAUAACCAUAAAGCUCCAGCCAAGUUGACCCGCCUAAAUGGACUGGACGUUGAGCAGAAACAUCAUCCUUCAGAGCAAAUAAGCACUUACAAUCGUUUGGUAAAGGAUGGCAGGUUAUCUGAUGCUGUAGAAUUGCUUGAAGACAUGGAAAGAAGGGGUUUGUUGGACAUGAAUAAGGUUUAUCAUGCAAAGUUCUUUAAAAUCUGCAAAUUUCAGAAGGCUGUAAAUGAAGCUUUUCGUUACGUGAACUUGAUUCCUUAUCCGACAUUGAGUACAUAUAACAUGCUUAUGUCUGUCUGUACGAGUUCCCAAGAUCCAGAGGGAGCCUUCAAGGUUAUGCAACUCGUCCAGGAGGCUGGAUUGAAAGCUGACUGCAAACUUUACACUACUCUGAUAUCAACUUGUGCUAAGAGUGGCAAAGUGGAUUCAAUGUUUGAAGUGUUUCAUAAGAUGGUUAAUGAUGGAGUGGAACCAAAUGUUCACACAUACGGGUCACUUAUCGAUGGUUGUGCUAGAGCUGGUCAAGUAGCAAAGGCUUUUGGUGCUUAUGGUAUAAUGAGGUCUAAGAACGUGAAGCCAGAUCGAGUUGUAUUCAAUGCGCUCAUUACUGCAUGUGGUCAAUCAGGAGCAGUUGAUCGCGCUUUUGAUGUGCUAGCAGAAAUGACAGCAGAGCCAGAGCUGAUAGACCCUGAUCAUAUCACUGUUGGUGCAUUGAUGAAGGCAUGUGCGAAUUCUGGCCAGGUUGAUCGGGCUCGAGAAGUAUAUAAGAUGGUGCAUCAAUAUAACCUAAAGGGAACCCCGGAGGUCUACACCAUUGCUGUUAAUACUAGCAGCCACAUGGGUGAUUGGGAGUUUGCGCGUAAUGUGUAUGAUGACAUGACUAGGAAAGGAGUGCUCCCUGAUGAGAUGUUUCUCAGUGCAUUAAUAGAUGCUGCAGGGCAUGCUGGAAAACUAGAUGCCGCCUUUGAAAUCCUAUCUGAAGCCAAGAAUCGAGGUGUAAAAUUCGGAACUGUAUCCUAUAGCUCAUUGAUGGGAGCCUGCAGCAAUGCCAAAAACUGGCAGAAAGCACUGGAGCUAUAUGAGGAUCUCAAGUCAACUAAGUCGGAGCAAACUGUUUCCACUGUCAAUGCUUUGAUUACUGCUUUGUGUGAUGGUGAUCAACUACAGAAGGCUAUGGAAGUUCUAUCAGAAAUGAAGGCAUUAGGAUUGUCUCCAAAUAGCAUAACUUACUCCAUUCUACUAGUAGCUAGUGAAAAAAAGGAUGAUCUAGAAGUAGGCCUCGUGCUCUUUUCUCAAGCCAAAAAGGAUGGUAUUUCCCCAAAUCUUCUUAUGUCUAGAUGCAUACUCGGCACGUGCUUACGGAGAUAUGAGAAUGCUUCUACACUUGGUGAGCCUGUUUUGUCCUUUGACCCAGGCCGGCCACAAGUUGUCAAUAAAUGGACAUCAUCAGCCUUAAUGGUCUACCGUGACACAAUUGCUGCUGGUGUGACCCCUACAAUUGAUGUUUUAUCCCAAGUUUUGGGAUGCUUGCAGCUCCCUCAUGAUCCCUCAUUGAAAAACCGGCUCAUUGAGAAUCUAGCUGUAAGUGUCGACACAUCAAGACCCUCAAAUCUUUCGUCACUGAUAGAUGGGUUUGGUGAAUAUGACCCCCGUGCUUUUUCAUUACUAGAGGAAGCUGCCUCUUUUGGAAUUAUUUCGUGUGUGUCCUUUAAGCAAAGUCCUGUCAUUGUUGAUACAAGGGAAUUGCAAAUUCAUACUGCUGAGGUGUACCUUUUAACUGUUUUGAAAGGUCUAAAAAAUCGGCUUGCUGCUGGUGCAAAGUUACCAACAAUUACCAUUUUACUGCCUGUUGAGAAAGCCCAACUUACGUCUCCCAAGGAAGAGAAGACAAUCAACCUUGCUGGAAGGAUUGGCCGGGCAGUAGCAGCAUUAUUAAGAAGGCUUGGAUUACCUUACCAAGGGCAUGAAUCACAUGGAAAAAUCAGAAUAUAUGGUUUAACCCUUAAAAGAUGGUUCAAACCAAAGCUUGCCUCUCCUUUUAGUGGAAGACCAGAAGAAAUAAACUUAUCCCAGUUUCGACUCGGAAAAGAGAUCGCUCAUCAGCAGCGUAAUAUUAGAACUGGCAAUCUGUCAUUGGACUGAGGGAGAGGUGAUUUUGCUUUGCAAACAUCCUAAAACUUCAGCCAAUUCUCUAAUUAGUUUUAUCAAAUGCUCUUCCUUGCGCAUUCCCGUCACAAGCCUAACUUUCUACCGCAAUUCUUGGAGUUUCCUUUUAAAAGUCUCAUAGUUAGACUUGUGGUAAAGUGAGCCAAGAAAAGAUGAAGUUGAUAGAAACGUUGGAUCUCAAAGCCAAUUCAUGCAUAGAGGAGAGAUCCAUGGAGCGGCAUAAGCGUAGUUUCAUUUUUCAAAUGUUUCUUGUCUCCUGAAGCUACAGUGAUUGUCCUUUUCAAUAACAUCAUGCAGGUAAAUAGUUAUUAGGGUUA
This is a messenger RNA of Morus notabilis, 3867 nucleotides long. RefSeq names its product pentatricopeptide repeat-containing protein MRL1, chloroplastic. The transcript is spliced from 19 exons. The record is from RefSeq and is a predicted model, not a curated record. Lineage: Eukaryota; Viridiplantae; Streptophyta; Magnoliopsida; Rosales; Moraceae. Bases 149 to 3526 code for a protein of 1125 amino acids. Gene Ontology annotation, molecular function: protein binding.